Ostreobium quekettii is the source of this 2005-nucleotide messenger RNA. The record is from the annotation of a GenBank genome assembly. NCBI's taxonomy places the organism in Eukaryota, Viridiplantae, Chlorophyta, Ulvophyceae, Bryopsidales, Ostreobiaceae.
GUGGCACCAUGUCUAUCUGCCCCUCAUGCCCUCCUCACUCCAAGAUUACCUCCAGGCGCCGAUGCCUUUCAUCAUCGGCCUCCCUGCGCAGCUGUUGCAUGCUGUGGAGGACCCACAGAUGAGCGAGGUCACGCUGGUGGAUUUGGAUAGGGGCUCGACGGAGCCAGUUCCGGGAUCCAGUGGGGACGAUGCACAUGUGCUGCCAUAUCGAGAGAGGCUGGAGGGCGCACUGGCAGAGGCCAUGUCAGGCCUAAGGUCCCCAUACGAAUUUGAAGGGAAUACUGCGAUACAUGGUGUCAUAACAGACUUUUUUGUGAAGCUCUUCAAGAAUUACAGGCGUUUUAUCAGUAAGCGAUCAACUGGCAGUAAUGGCUUUGGCGGCAAUGGUAUUGGCAGCAAUGGCAGUGCAGGCAAGCUUGCACGCAGCCGGGGACCUGCUGAAGAUGAGGACAAUGGGCUGUUUGGCUAUGGCUACUAUUUUGAUUACGUGUCAUUUGUGGCAUCCCACAGGAGAAAUGAACAGGCCCGGCAAUUUCUUACACUCUUUCGCCACAGCCAGAUGUUUGAGAUGUUCGUUCAAGAGCGGCUGCAGAUGGCAUCGAAGGGACAUUUCCCCUCAGACGAUGCGUUUGAAUACAAAAUCAAUCUGCUGGAAGAGCAGGGCGCAAGACGAAAGCUGGGUCUGAAGCCAGCUGUGAAGAGCUUGUCCCGGAGGAUUGCCUCAAGGAAGCACCUCAACGUUUCAGGAACAUUCAUACACAGGAACCCCACUAUGCUGAGUGACAUGGCACCUGCAGCACUGAAGAAGGCCAUUUCACGUGCCUCCAGCCCUGAUUCGCAUCUGGGCGGACGCAGUCCGCUGGCGUCUGGUCAGAGCAAAUCGGAGCCGCAGAGUCCUGGAUUGGCUAACAAGUCGGGCCCCACACGUGUGUACGCACACCGCAAAUCCCUUUCCACUGACAGCGACCUGCAUGCUGUCCGCAGUGGAGCAUCGUUUGCAUCAAGGGAAGACUCAAAUUCAGGGUUGGAGGGAAACCGAUCUUUCGAUUUGUCACACAGUGGCAUGCACAGGUUGGGGAGUGCACCAUCGAUUGGCGAUCUGAUCCAUUUCAGCUACAGUGAUGACUCAGACGUCGAUGGGCCUCAUCCAUCGGCGCAACAACCUGCGACUGAACCAGCAACAGCCGAGAUUGCAGUCACAAGCACCAACAAGAAGAUGGCCUCGAAUGCAGAGGAUGCAAUCAGCGUUUUGUCUGCAGCCCUACAGAAUUCCCUGCCUGGGGGUGCAGAUGCGGCGGACGAGAAGUCGACAGGGUCAACGUGGUCAAGGGUGAACAGCUUGAGAGGGUGGGCCAGUAAUGACCAAGUCCCAGGGGAUGGGGUGGCGAGCGCUGGUACACCGCCCCAGGUAAGCUCCUGUUCACCAAUAGUAGCAGGAGCCACACAGACAAGGACAUCCACUGGAGGGUGGGUGGACUUUUCGACGCCAGGGCCGUCCAGGCUUCCAAACCCGAUGGUAGACACCACGCCUGUGCCGUUCAACCGCAUGGCCCAGACAGGUUACACUCCAGGGUGGGGCAGUACUUUUGCUCAGCCAUCCACGAGUGCUCACAGUAUGGUGCUGCCGGCCUGGCCAAGCUGCUCGCCUCCACCACGGGGAUACACCCUCGCAAGCGGCAGUGCAGGGGUGUGGGAGCGGCAAAUGGGGGCAUUGGCCAGUGGGAGCAUCUCCCCGCCACAGAGGACCACUGCACACAGCUUCAGCCGUUCGUGUGUGCUGCCAGAUGAGCUGACCGUGUCGCCUGGCAGUGGGAGUUACGAAGAUGAUGGGGAGGGCGGGCUGAAACAGACGAUGCGGGCUAGGUCCAGCAAGAUGCUUGCCCACAUGGUUGAUGCCAACCUGAGAUCUUUCGAUCAGCUUGGCCAGGGCCUAUGGCGGCCAGGGGUGCCCUCGGAGGGCCCGGCACCGGUCCCCACCAGCGCGAUGCGGCCUGGGUCGCCAUGA